UGAGAGGGCAAUUGGAUCAGUUGAUUUAUUGCUUUUCUUUUCUGACGGUCAACUGCAGAUUCAUAGACUAGGCCAUGUCUUUGCCUUUCAGCACGCUUCCUUCGGCUGUGAAGGUGCACCCGGUGCCCUUCACAGUGUCCAUUCCUGAGGAAGAAGUGGAGGAAUUCAAGAUACUGAUUAAGCUGUCCAAGAUCGCACCACAUACGUUCGAGAGUCUGCAGAUGGAUGGCCGCUAUGGAGUCACGACGGACUGGUUGAUCACAAUGAAAGAGCAGUGGCUGAGAGUGUUUGACUGGAGAACAUUGGAGGCCUCUAUUAAUACUUUCCCUCAGUUCAAGACUGUGAUCGAGGACCUAUCCAUACAUUUUGUGGCUCUGUUCUCCAAGAAAGAGGAUGCCGUUCCGAUUGUUCUGCUGCAUGGAUGGCCAGGUAGCUUUUUGGAGUUUCUUCCGAUGCUUCAAUUAUUGCGAGAGGAAUUCACCCCGGAAACUCUGCCGUAUCACCUCAUUGUUCCCUCAUUGCCGGGUUAUGCCUUUUCUUCGGGUCCUCCAUUGGACCGAGAUUUUACGACCUCGGACUCCGCUCGCAUUGUAAACCAGCUCAUGAGCGAUCUUGGGUUUGGGAGAGGCUAUAUAGCCCAAGGUGGUGACAUCGGCAGCAGGAUUGCGAGAACACUAGGCGUCACUUAUGAUGGUUGCAAAGCGAUCCACCUCAAUGUCUGCAACAUGCAACGCCCCGAUGGUAUCUCAGAUGAAUCCCUUUCUGCCUCCGAACAGAAGGGACUAGAGAGAUACCGGGGAUUCAUGGAAUCCGGUAUGGGUUAUGCUAUCGAACAACGCACUAAGCCAAGUACCAUUGGCCUUGCCUUGUCAACCAAUCCGAUUGCAUUACUCGCCUGGAUUGGAGAGAAGUUUGUGGACUGGGUUGGCGAACCUCUUCUGACCGAGACCAUCUUGGACUCUGUUUCUCUGUACUGGUUUACCAACACAUUCUCGCGCUCCAUUUAUCAUUACAGGCAGAAGCCUGCCGAUUUCCCAUUUCAUGACAAACCACUGGGCUACUCGUAUUACCCAAUGGAGUUGGCGCCCUUCCCCAAAUCAUGGGUGGAGACUAUAGGAAACUUGGUCUUUUUCAGAGAGCAUCAGAAGGGAGGCCACUUUGCUGCUCUCGAACGACCCCAGGACUUUACGAAUGACCUAGUCGAGUUUAUCGAACAGGUCUGGCCGGGUAUUUCAGGAAACCAAUAGUUCAAGGUCUAGAUAUAUCUUGUAACUAUUCAUAAGCAAGUUAUAAACUGUUAGCAGCA
Penicilliopsis zonata CBS 506.65 is the source of this 1306-nucleotide messenger RNA. RefSeq lists its product as hypothetical. Gene Ontology annotation, molecular function: epoxide hydrolase activity. Lineage: Eukaryota; Fungi; Ascomycota; Eurotiomycetes; Eurotiales; Aspergillaceae. Bases 75 to 1247 code for a protein of 390 amino acids. Gene Ontology annotation, biological process: epoxide metabolic process. The record is from RefSeq and is a predicted model, not a curated record. The transcript is spliced from 8 exons.